Molecule: messenger RNA, 1436 nt
Organism: Closterium sp. NIES-67
Lineage: Eukaryota; Viridiplantae; Streptophyta; Zygnematophyceae; Desmidiales; Closteriaceae
Source: the annotation of a GenBank genome assembly
AACGGGAGCUUUGUUUGUCGGGCAAGCAGAUCAUUCCCAGAUUCCUGAUCAUCUGCGCCUCGGCAGCGCCCUAUCGAGAUUCGGGUCGCUAGUGGCUCGUCCCCAUCGCUUCGUCUCCGUCUCGCCCCCACGCUGUCGCCUGUAUCCUAGGGUAGAGGGAGCACCUAAGAGCUCCCGCUCAGGCUUCGCACCGCACUGGGGGCCCACCUUGACCAUCCCAGAAACCCGUCUCUCGCGCCUCCCUCCACGUGCCAUCCACGUGCCAUUCUCGUGACAUUCACGUGUCAUCUACGCCGCAUUCGCGUGCCGCAUCCACGGUCCCCUGCUCCCGAGCCCCACUGCCUGUUCGAUACUACCCGCAUCCGAAAAAACUGCUGAAACCCAUUGCUGUACCCCUUAUUUUGUCAUGCCUCGUUAUAGUCACUUGGUAGCACCAACCGCGUGAGCUUCGGAUAGGCCGUACGCCCGCCUCGAUAACGUCGCUCCUUAUAUCGCAGCAAUACUCGUUGGAACAACGAGCCUUACAAGACUUCCCUUCAGUAUCACCCUUGCGAGGUCGCAUCGUUAACCUUCCCCGGAUGUCGCCUGCGACUAGCUUUCUGCGACAAGCAGCGCGCUCCGUACUCGCCCGGCCGGCCAAUGCCACGUCAGCAGCAGCCACGUCAGCGUUGCGUGGCAUCGCGACCGCCACUGGGAUGGCUCCGGGCAGCAGUCUGGGCGCAGGGGGGGAGGCGGGAGGCGCGGAACCUGCGACAGCUGUAGCUUCCCAGCCGUUGGCGGAAGGGGAAAAGUUCAAGGUGCUCUUCUGUGGCGAUGAGUUCCCCGAAGCCUACACCUACUCAGCCGAGCUGCUACACCAAGAGCCCAACAUGGAAGUUUCCUGGCACCCGCGUGGCGAGAUCCCUCGGCGAAUCAGAGACUGCCACGUCGUCGUGCCGCGGAUGACCCGCCUGGACGCGGGAACCAUCGCAGAAGCUUCCAAGCUGCAGCUGAUAGUGCAGUUUGGGGUGGGUUUGGAGGGGGUUGACGUGGCAGCAGCAACGGAGAGGGGGAUCAGAGUGGGGAGAAUACCGAGUGCUGACACGGGCAAUGCUGUGUCCUGCGCCGAGCAUGCCAUAUACCUCGCCCUGGCACUUCUAAGGAAGCAGAAGGGAAUGCAGGAGUCGUCCAGCAGCAGCGGCUGGGCCAGCCCAUCGGGCAAACCAUCUUUGGCAAGUCGGUGCUAAUGGUGAGCUACGGGGCGGAAUAAGGAAGGCACUUGCUGCAGGAUUGGGGCCCAUGCAAGAACCAACGGCCUUCUCCCCCAUUGCGGAACCGGGAAGGGGGCCUUCCCCUCCUCUCACUGCUCUCCCCCCUUCCAGGCGCUAAUAGUGGGCUACGGUGGGAUUGGAAAGGCACUUGCUGCAAGGCUGCGGGCGUUCGGAGUGACGUGGAUG